AUGGCUGUUCUUCCCUUCUUGCCCGGCCUUGCCGUCGAGAUCAUCGUCAACGACGCUCCACUCCCCGAGUACAACGACGAUAGCGACACUCCCGCGUCGCCGACGACGAUCACGAGAUAUGUCGAAGCAACAUCUGGGGCUAAUUUCGCGAUCAAAGUCUCGGUUACCAAAGGAUAUCCUUUCCCAAAAGGUGACAUGGAAGCUAAGAUCAGCCUUGAUGGCCGAGCUGUGGUAGGCAAACUCAUCUGCGAAGCCUGGUUCUUUGAGGAACGUCUCUUCGAGGGGCUUAACUCCCAGAUCGGCGAACAUUCCAAAAUCCAGAAGUUUUGCUUUGCCGAAUUGGAAAUCGUUGAAGGUAGCGCAUCCCUCCCUGAUCUGACCUCACUUGGAACCAUCACUGUCGGCUUGACGUACAUAAAAAAUCUGGGGCAGGUAUCCCCUACUCACAUCGUCGAGAGCAUCUCAGCAUCGAAACAGGUUUCUGAGAAGGCACUGAAAGGGCGUACCUUCACUCAUGGAGCUGGCAUGUCCGAGCCUGUUGCGCAUGCACGUUCAACAUUCUGGCAUUGGGACUAUGUAACGAAGUCUCCGUUCGCUACCUUCAAGUUCAAGUAUCGCUCCCUAAAUGCUCUCCGAAUUCUGGGUCUCAUCCCACGCGAGCCCACUCCGCUACCUCUGGAAGAGCGACCUGAAGAUGAGCUCACCCCGGAUGAGCUACGCCAACUCGUCAAGCAAUUCAAGGAUCGCGACGCAGCUGCAGUCAAGGUCAAGAAAGAAGCCGUCGACAAGCGCAAGCGGGUCGAUGAGGUUGUCGAAGCCAGCGAUGGCGAGGAGGUCACGGUUGUGAGGUCUAGAGACCGGAAGCGUCACCGUGGUACGAAUGAGGAGGUUAUCGUGCUGGACUAG
Molecule: messenger RNA, 906 nt
Organism: Alternaria ethzedia
Lineage: Eukaryota; Fungi; Ascomycota; Dothideomycetes; Pleosporales; Pleosporaceae
Exons: 5
Coding region: 1-906 (301 amino acids)
Source: RefSeq, a predicted model, not a curated record